AUAUUUACUCUAGAAAUUAUAAUUGAAUGUAUUCAUGAUGGCCUUUCCUGAUAUUUUUUGCAGAUUGUGAUUGAGUCACCUGCUGCUCAGACUCAAGUUUUGCAAAAAGAAACACUGGAAAUGAAUGAGACACCUUCUUCUCCAAUAUCUCCAAAGAGUAUUGAGGCUCAAGUUUUUACUCCAAUUCAGAAACAGCAGACGGUAACAGAGGAAACGUAUGAGGCUACACAGCCAUUGACUGAGAUCAUUUCAGCAAACAAUAAAAAGGAGGAUACACAUGCUGUGCAUUACAGACCUUCCUCUCCAUUGUCUUCACUAAUUGCACUAGUUAUUGAAGAAAAUAAGAAUGCUUUGAGUGAGACAGAAACUGCGACCCAAUAUUUUUCUACAAGUGAAGGAGAGCAUUCACAAUCAAGCAGAAAGAAUCAAGCGGAAGAAUAUCUCAAGGAUACUACAGAACCUACUACUGAGCUAGUUUCCACAGAUGUUUCGAAGACACAGCCUCUUACUCCGCAAACACAGCACCUUCAGACAAGUGAGGGAGAUCAAUCCGAUGAGACACCAUCAGAGCAGAAUCAAGCAGAAGAAAAUCUCAAGGAUACUACAGAACCUACUACUGAGCUAGUUUCCACAUAUGUUUCGAAGAUGCCGCCUAUUACUCAGCAAACAGAGCAUCUUCAGACAAGUGCUAUAGAUUUUUCAGAAAAAACGAGGUAUGCAUCGAGUAUAUUUGAUCUUUAAUUA
Molecule: messenger RNA, 744 nt
Organism: Brassica napus (rape)
Lineage: Eukaryota; Viridiplantae; Streptophyta; Magnoliopsida; Brassicales; Brassicaceae
Exons: 4
Coding region: 121-741 (206 amino acids)
Source: RefSeq, a predicted model, not a curated record